Lolium perenne is the source of this 1217-nucleotide messenger RNA. Its product is annotated as MADS-box transcription factor 57. Gene Ontology annotation, cellular component: nucleus. Gene Ontology annotation, molecular function: protein dimerization activity; DNA-binding transcription factor activity; RNA polymerase II transcription regulatory region sequence-specific DNA binding. The record is from RefSeq and is a predicted model, not a curated record. NCBI's taxonomy places the organism in Eukaryota, Viridiplantae, Streptophyta, Magnoliopsida, Poales, Poaceae. Gene Ontology annotation, biological process: positive regulation of transcription by RNA polymerase II.
UUGCACCCAUUCGUGCAUAAAACCUAAUCAGCACCUUCACCUUCUUCUCCAUGGGCACAGCUAGCUAGACGAAUAUUGGAAGCUUUAGUUUCUCCCAUUAGAUCAUCCCUUCAACGUCUUCUUCUUCUACUUCUUCUUAGUUCCCCUUCUACGGUUCUGCCAGCUGCAUCUUCUUCCUUCUUGGCGGUGUUCCCUACCUUGAGCUAGGUUUUGUGAUCUACUGUUAGAUCUGAGAGAAAGAUGGGGAGGGGGAAGAUAGUGAUAAGGAGGAUCGACAACUCGACGAACAGACAGGUGACGUUCUCGAAGCGGCGGGGCGGGCUGCUCAAGAAGGCCAAAGAGCUCUCCAUCCUCUGUGACGCCGAGGUCGGACUCGUCGUCUUCUCCAGCACCGGCAGGCUAUACGAGUUCUGCAGCACCAACAUGAAAUCUGUGAUAGACCGGUAUACCAAGGCAAAAGAGGAGCAGCCAGCUGGCUUGGACGUAACUUCACAAACUAAGCUCUGGCAAAGGGAGGCAGCAAGCUUGAGGCAGCAACUGCACAACUUGCAAGAAAGUCACAAGCAACUAAUGGGAGAGGAGCUUUCUAGCCUAGGUGUCACAGACCUGCAGGGUUUAGAGAAUCGGCUUGAAAUGAGUCUACGCAGCAUCAAAACAAGGAAGGACCACCUUAUGAGAAGUGAAAUUGAAGAGUUACACAGGAAGGGAAGUUUAAUCCACCAGGAAAACGUGGAACUCUGUCGAAGUUUGAACAUCAUGUCACAACAGAAAAUGGAACUGUCUAGACAGCUUCAGAGCUGUCAAGCGGCAAAUAAAAGCUCUAGCACUCCCUACAGCUUUUUACAAGCUGCUAAUAUUCCUGCUGAUGUUGAACCAAGUCAAUCACAACAAAAGGAACAUGGGCACAACAAAACAGGAGUUCCUGAAUUGGGACUUCAACUGACGUAAGGCAAUCUGGUACGGGCUGGACAAUAUCGUGGUAGUCCACAUUGGUACAUUUCCAAAACAAGAUGCUCUAUUCUAUUGUACAGACUACAAACAGGACAUGUUACGCUAUCAGAGUCCCUACUGUAUUGGCUCAUGCAUCUUAAUUGUUGUUGUAAUGAUACUAGUUGUAAGACCAUUAGCACGAAAGGUGAUUUUGUGCUCAAACGGUAUUUUGCACAUUCUAGCAAUAAGAGGUGUGAGAACGUAGCAGGGAUUGUUACUUUGUUACA